This is a messenger RNA of Pan troglodytes (chimpanzee), 1248 nucleotides long. Its product is annotated as TATA-box-binding protein-associated factor 11-like protein 5. The transcript has a single exon. Gene Ontology annotation, cellular component: nucleus; transcription factor TFIID complex. Lineage: Eukaryota; Metazoa; Chordata; Mammalia; Primates; Hominidae. Gene Ontology annotation, biological process: RNA polymerase II preinitiation complex assembly; transcription initiation at RNA polymerase II promoter. Gene Ontology annotation, molecular function: RNA polymerase II general transcription initiation factor activity; protein heterodimerization activity. The coding region runs from base 153 to 749 and encodes 198 amino acids. The record is from RefSeq and is a predicted model, not a curated record.
AGCUGUGUCCAGUUGUGGCUAAACUAUGGCUCAGCAGGAACACAGCAGCUAAAAUCUUUGAAAGGUUCUCAUCGCAGAUCCAUAAUCAAACCACCGCAGCCAGAACUUCUGCCUGUACAGCUGCUGUCACGGAGCAGACUUGAAUCUCACCCAUGGAGACAGGCAGGCAAACAGGUGUGUCUGCUGAGAUGUUCGCCAUGCCCCGAGAUCUGAAGGGCAGCAAGAAGGAUGGAAUCCCUGAGGACCUAGAUGGGAACUUGGAAGAACCGAGGGAUCAGGAAGGUGAGCUCAGGAGUGAGGAUGUCAUGGACCUCCCAGAAGGUGACAAUGAGGCCUCAGCCUCAGCUCCUCCUGCAGUCAAAAGACGGAAAACACAUACGAAAGGCAAGAAGGAGAGGAAGCCCACCGUGGAUGCAGAGGAGGCUCAGAGGAUGACAACCCUGCUGUCUGCCAUGUCUGAGGAGCAGCUGUCCCGCUACGAAAUGUGUCGCCGUUCAGCUUUCCCGAGAGCACGCAUUGCGGGUCUGAUGCGGGCUAUCAUUGGCAGUUCGGUGUCUGAGAACGCGGCCAUUGCCAUGGCUGGAAUAGCCAAGGUCUUUGUUGGAGAGGUGGUGGAAGAGGCCCUGGACGUGUGUGAGAUGUGGGGAGAGACGCCCCCGCUGCAGCCCAAGCAUUUAAGGGAGGCCGUUCGCAGGUUAAAGCCCAAGGGCCUCUUCCCCAACAGUAACUGCAAAAAAAUCAUGUUCUAGGCCCAAGGCCAGACGGAGGGGUCUGUUUGUGCAGGAAUAAGUACCGCAUUCAUCUUCCAAUGACAGGACUGCCUUUGCUGGAGCUUCUGCAUCUCAGUCCCACCUGGAUUUACCCACCAUCUUAGUGUCUUAAAAUGUGAAGUUGCCCUUACCUGGAUGAAGACAGCAGAUUGUUUCAUAGGAGCCUUGGGUAAAUGUUUGGGCCUCCAAGGGCAUAUUCAGGCAUUUUUCUAUAUCUUUCUAGUUGGAAGAAUAAAGGUGCCUGGGCCUUGAGCAUCCUGUGGACAGGGAGCUGCAUUCAGAGAGGGAAGCCCUUUCCAGGAGAUUUGUAUGGAUUCAUGCUGAAGCCUGGUGUAGCUGUGUCUUAGCUUGUAUGCUUAUGUCUGGGUUUCAGUAAGUGAAGCCUCCAGAAAUGUUUCCCAAUUGUUGUCCUUCUCUGAUUUUCAAUGCUCAUAUGUAUUUUUGUGAGUCAUCACAAAAACAGUUAAACUCUUUUCCA